Messenger RNA from Ophidiomyces ophidiicola, 1458 nucleotides. RefSeq names its product tryptophan 2,3- dioxygenase (gene BNA2). Gene Ontology annotation, molecular function: indoleamine 2,3-dioxygenase activity; heme binding; metal ion binding. Gene Ontology annotation, cellular component: cytoplasm. The transcript has 2 exons. Gene Ontology annotation, biological process: 'de novo' NAD+ biosynthetic process from L-tryptophan. Bases 1 to 1458 code for a protein of 485 amino acids. The record is from RefSeq and is a predicted model, not a curated record. NCBI's taxonomy places the organism in Eukaryota, Fungi, Ascomycota, Eurotiomycetes, Onygenales, Onygenaceae.
AUGCUACCCCCCGUGCCCAUCCUCGCCGACUACGGCAUCGACCCGCACCGUGGCUUUCUCCCCGACGAGCUGCCGCUCACCCUCCUGCCCGACCACUAUGCCGCCUGGGAGCAUGUCAUGGCCAACCUGCAGUCGCUGGUGCUCAGCGGCCGCCUGUGGGACACCAUAGAAACCAUGCCCAUGCUCUCCACCACCCACCUGCACACCCCGCCCCAGUGGCGCCGCGCCUACGUCCUGCUCGUCCUCAUGCUCCAUGCGUACAUCUGGUCCGGAGACAAGCCGCAGGAGAGAAUCCCCCCGCCGCUCACGGUACCCUUGUUAAAAGUCUCAGAGCACCUGGAGCUGCCGCCCGUCGCCACAUAUGCCGCCGUCUGUCUGUGGAACUACCGUCCCAUCUUCCCCGAUGAGCCCACGCAUUCGCUGGAGAACCUGUCCACGCUGUUUACCCUGACCGGGUCUAUGGACGAGCAGUGGUUCUACCUCGUUUCCGUCGCCAUUGAGAGUCGCGGCGCCCGCACGCUGCCGCUCAUGCUCGAUGCCAUCUCCGCCGCCCGUGAAGACGACGGCAAGCGCGUGGCCGACUGCCUGAGGGAGUUUGCAACGGUCGUCGAUGACGUCAAUAUCCUGCUGCAGCGCAUGUACAAGCACUGCGACCCUCACGUCUUCUACCAUCGAAUCCGGCCACUGCUGGCCGGCAGCAUGAACAUGGGCGAAGCCGGUCUGCCGCGCGGCGUCCUGAUGGACGAAGGAAAUGGCAAGCAGGAGUGGAAGAAGUACCGCGGCGGCAGCAAUGCCCAGAGCUCGCUCAUUCAGUUCUUCGAUAUCGUCCUGGGCGUCGAGCACCGUCCCACCGGCGAGCCCCGCAGCGCACAGCCGCCGGCAGACGGCCCCACUGCGCGCCGGCGGUGGCAUGGCUUCAUGAUGGAGAUGCGCGACUACAUGCCCGGCCCGCACAAGCGAUUCCUCGAACACACCGCCAGCGUGGCCAAUAUCCGCGACUAUGUCGAAGCCCACCAAAGCGACCAGGAGCUCACUACGGCCUUCAAUACCGCCGUAGCCAUGGUCAAGGCGCUCCGCACCACCCACAUCACCAUGGUCUCUCGCUACAUCAUCGUGAAAUCGCGAGAACGCGGCAGCGGAAACCGGCCCCUCGCCGCCGGUGCUCCAGCCCUCAACCUUGCGACCGCGUCCACGGAAGGAAGAGGUUCCGGAAGCAAGAAACUCCGUGGCACUGGAGGCACCGCCCUUAUCCCCUUCCUCAAGCAAGCUCGUGACGAAACCGGUGAAGCCGCCAUCGGUUCGUGGGGAAAGCAUAUUCUCGACACUGCCCGACCCGAGGCCACCAAGGUCAUCGAGCUGCCCAAGGUUGGAGAGACCGUCGAAGGCAGAGUGGAAAUUCUCGGUCUUGCGGGGACCUGGUCGUUGGAAGAGAGCGAAGGGGGCCUGUGUCAUUGGUAA